Molecule: messenger RNA, 1454 nt
Organism: Sorghum bicolor (sorghum)
Lineage: Eukaryota; Viridiplantae; Streptophyta; Magnoliopsida; Poales; Poaceae
Product: serine/arginine-rich splicing factor RS31
Exons: 6
Coding region: 253-1053 (266 amino acids)
Biological process (GO): mRNA splicing, via spliceosome
Cellular component (GO): nuclear speck
Molecular function (GO): RNA binding
Source: RefSeq, a predicted model, not a curated record
AAUCCCAUCGCUGCCAAGUUAAUUUUUCACCGCUGCUUCUACCGUCGCGUCGUCCCUUCCGACCGCUCGCUCCCUGGCCCUGCGCCCCUGUCUCUCCCUCCCCCUAGGGUUUUUACCGCACCCGCUUCCGACCCGUCGGCGUCAGCCGCAGCGGUAGCGUAGCCGGGCUGCAAGGGGACAACGAGGGUUUUGGGACGGACGGCGGGAGAUUCAAAGUGCUGUCACGAAGGAGGCAGCGGAGAGCCGGAGACCAUGAGGCCGGUGUUCUGCGGCAACUUCGACCACGACACCCGCCAGUAUGACCUCGAGCGCCUCUUCUCCAAGUACGGCUCCAUCAGCCGGAUCGACAUGAAGACAGGCUAUGCUUUCAUUUACUUUGAAGAUGAGCGUGAUGCAGAGGAUGCUAUAAGGCGCCUCGACAACGUGUCUUUUGGUUAUGACAGGCGCAAACUCUCUGUAGAAUGGUCCAGGCAAGUUGAACCAGUGCCAAAGAGCCGUGAUAGACCUACUGGGGAUGUAAAGCCAACGAGAACCCUCUUUGUUAUCAAUUUUGACCCCAUGCGCACUAAGGUUCAAGAUAUCGAGAGGCAUUUCGAACCUUACGGCAAGAUUGCCAACAUUCGCAUUCGAAGGAACUUUGCGUUCGUACAGUAUGAGACACAAGAGGAAGCUAGUGCUGCUGUCAAGAACACUGACAAGAGCACCAUAUUGGACAGGGUAGUGACUGUUGAAUAUGCCUUCCGGGAUGAUGACAGCGAGAGAGAUGACAGAUACGGCAGCCCCAAGCGAGGUGCUUAUGACAGGCGUCGUGGUAACCCCUACUUGCGCUCACCUAGCCCAAGGUACCGAAGGGAGUACAGUCCAGAUUAUGAUCGGCGUGGGCGUUAUCCUGGGUAUGAUCGCCGUGACGGAGCAAUGUAUGAAAGGCGAAGCCCUGUAUAUGAUCGCUACAAUAGGGGCAGAAGCCCUGUAUAUGAUCGCUACAACAGGGGCAGAAGCCCUGUUUAUGAUGGCUAUGAUAGGAGAGGAAGCCCUGGCUAUGAUCAAUAUUAGUCUGUGAGAUUCGGAAGAACCUGUAAGAGGAAGAAGUGGUAAGCAACAUGAUUUUGCCAUGCCAAGUAUACCUGGAUCAGCCGUGGUGUCGUGAGUGGUGUGGUGAAAGAGUUACUGUUCCAAGUAUAUCCGAGUGUUGUCAUGUAACGUGAUGCUGGUUUCCUGGUUCCCGUUGUUGAUUGCAACAAAAUCCCGCAUCUCAAAGAAAUUGGAUGCAUGGAUUGCUUGCCAUUGCCACCUUGGCUGCUUUUAAGUAUAACCUGUGCUGCUGAAACUUGAAAUGUAAUGGUAGUCGACUGACUUAUACACCGAACUUUUGCAUUCCCAGUUUUUAGGGAAUCCCCAGUUUUUAGGCUUGUGAACUGUUAACUAGUGGCGGGCAUUCAGCUGUGUUCAGCGUA